UGUUGGAGUAAAAGGUUUUUAUUUAUUUAUUUUAGCAUUAUCGUUACCGUUCAAAUUUCAUUUCUACAUGACGUAGAGAUUUUUAUUGCCCCACAAUAUUACUUACCUAAAUAAGGGUUGGAUGCAUCAUCUGUCAAUAAAUCUGUUUUCCUUUACUUCACAUCAUUGAAUAAUUUCUACAUAAUCUCUAAUCCCACUUCGAGCUCUUCUGUUCCCACUCAUAAAAUGGUUAAAUUGACAACCCGUUUACAUCCAUGUCCUACCUGCAACAGAGAAUUUAAUUUUUAUCAAGAUUUGAGAAAUCACCGCAGAAUCAAUUCUGUUAAUGAUUCUGCUGACACAAAUGAGGAUGUCAAAGGUGCAUUACCUAUUAACAACAAUGAUCCAUUGGCGUACUAUCCUAUGGAUGCAGUUAGUGCUUCUCCUAUGCAACAAGAAACACCAGCAGUCCGCAACAACCAAAGAGAUUUAGAUGAAAGAGUUCCCUAUUUGACUGAAUGUAGGUGUGGAGAAACCGAGGGUCUUGCUCAUGUUUACAAUAAUGGCGUAUCCAGCUUUGACGAGAAUGAAAUUUCUCAACCCGGAUACAGAGAACUGGUAAGAUUGAUUAAUACGGUUAUUAGAGACCACAAUCAACAAUCAAAGCCAUGUGCUAAAGUAUCCCAGGGUGACAUUAUUAAUGCAUUAGGCAAGUCCAAGUCGACUAUUUGA
Messenger RNA from Mucor mucedo, 711 nucleotides. RefSeq lists its product as uncharacterized. The transcript has 4 exons. The coding region runs from base 226 to 711 and encodes 161 amino acids. The record is from RefSeq and is a predicted model, not a curated record. NCBI's taxonomy places the organism in Eukaryota, Fungi, Mucoromycota, Mucoromycetes, Mucorales, Mucoraceae.